AUGCCUUUCCAUCGUUUCUAUGUUCCCCAAGGGCUCUACUCUCCCUGCGACAAACGGUCUAUCGCGGAAGCUGUGACCGAAGUAUAUGCCAAAGCUGGUCUUCCACGCUUCUACGUUGUAGUCAACUUCAUCGAAGUUUCAGAGGAGAACUUCUAUGUCAGCGGGAAGUCUACCACCGACUUUGUGAGGAUAUCCAUCCAUCACAUUGCCCGCCAUCUUCCAUCGCAAGUCGUUUUUCGAUACGAGAAAGCCAUCGAGCCAUUUACGAAAGGGCGAGGGAUCAGAUGGGAAAUACAGAUCGCAGAAAUGGACAGGGAUCUAUGGAACGAGAAUGGCAUGAACCCUCCACUUGGCGGUUCAGACGGAGAGCUACUUUGGCGGAAGCUAGAUAGAGCUAUCCCAUAUACUGCUGAGCACUUGGAGUUGAGAUAG
Molecule: messenger RNA, 432 nt
Organism: Desarmillaria tabescens
Lineage: Eukaryota; Fungi; Basidiomycota; Agaricomycetes; Agaricales; Physalacriaceae
Product: putative oxalocrotonate tautomerase
Exons: 3
Coding region: 1-432 (143 amino acids)
Source: RefSeq, a predicted model, not a curated record